This is a messenger RNA of Erinaceus europaeus (western European hedgehog), 1735 nucleotides long. RefSeq names its product transmembrane and immunoglobulin domain containing 2 (gene TMIGD2). Bases 1 to 870 code for a protein of 289 amino acids. The transcript is spliced from 5 exons. NCBI's taxonomy places the organism in Eukaryota, Metazoa, Chordata, Mammalia, Eulipotyphla, Erinaceidae. The record is from RefSeq and is a predicted model, not a curated record.
AUGGCUGCAGCCCAGUCGCCCCCGGCUCGACCCGCGGGCCCCGCAGCCUCCUCGGGACGCCGAGCUACCACCGCCGCCGCCGGGAGUGAAUGGCCCGCCGAGCCCUCGCCGCCGCCGCCGCCGCCGCCGGUCAGCGCUCCAUCACCGGCCGUACUGCGCAGGCCUCUGCAGGGAGCCCCAGGCCUGAGUGUGCAGCAGCUGGAGCCCCACCAGAAGGUGGUCCAGGGCAGCUCUAUACAGCUGACCUGCAGGGUGACCCUGCCUGAGGUGGCCGAGAAGCUGCGGCUUGAGUGGCUCAAGGAUGGGCAGAUGCUGUGCCAGGCGCUCCUCAGUGGCCGCCAUCUGAGCCCCGGGCCCUGUGGGCACCGCGGCCACCACGUCUCCUGGCAGCCCCCUGAGACCUUCUUCCUGCACCUGGACCACGUCACCCUCAAUGACAGCGGGGACUAUGUGUGUGGGGCCACCCUGGAGAUACCACUGCUGGAGGAGGCCAAGGGCAACGGGUCCACACUGGAGGUGCUGGCAGGUGAGAACUCAGACUCCAGCCUCCCAGGCCCCCACGUGGCCCUGCUGCUGGCGGGGGGCGUGGCCUUGACGGUGACUUUGACCCUGCUGGGCUCCCGGUUCAGGAGCCGCCGCCGCCGCCACCUGGACUCAGCGCACCCCCUUUACAGUAACGUCCUAAACAGACCCCGCAAUAACCCCAAGGAAUCCAAGACCAGGCCCAUGGAGGAGGCGCAAGACGCUCCCGGAGAGGACCAAGAGUGUCUAUGCCGUCCCUGUACCUCGCUGCCCCUGACCCCAGCAGCCACUGAGUCCCAGACACCCCAACUCCGCCGGCAGCAUUUUCCCCGCCCCGGGCUUCUCUGAGUGGCCAGGGACAAUACGGUUUCCUGAAAUGGAGUCUCACUACCCCCCAGAGACCCGUGGGGGCGCCCCACUGCAGUGACCACAUGAAGAUGUGACAUUAAAAAAGCCUGGGGGAAGUCGGGUGGUGGCGCAGCGGGUUAAGCACACGUGGCGCAAAGCGCAAGGACCAGCAUAAGGAUCCUGGUUCGAGCCCCGGCUCCUCACCUGCAGGGAAGUCGCUUCACAAGCGGUGAAGCAGGUCUGCAGGUGUCUGUCUUUCUCACCCUCAGUCUUCCCCGCCUCUCUCCUUUUCUCUCUGUCCUAUACAACAAUGACGACAACAACAACAACAAUAUAUAUAUAUUUUAAAGGGCAACAAAAAAUAAAUAAAUAAAUAAAUAGAUGUUAAAAAAAAAAAGCCUGGGGGCUUCAUCAUGCCACCCCCAGAUCCCCAUCCUCACUCUGGUCCUUGCACCUCUCUCCCUUGGCCCCCAGGACAUGCAAUAAAGGCUAAUGCAUGGUGAAUUUGGGGGGUGCCAAUAGAUUUGAGGGUUCAGAGGUUAGAGAGCAUCAUCCAAGGACCCCGGAGCUGACGUCAGCAUGGGGUCCACAGGGACGUGUCCAAUUAGCAGGAAGGGGCCCCCUUUCCUUCACCCCCCCAUCUCUUGGAGGGAGGUCCCGGUAACCCUGGGGCCUCCUGACCAGACUGUCACCUUGAAGUGACACCAGCUGGGCCUGGCUUCCCCUCCCCCGCAGCUGCCUCCGCUGUUUCCAUAGUUUCCAUAGGGACAGCUGUCCCCUGCCUGCUGGUUCUCAUCUGUCUCUAUCCCAUCCUCCCCAGCUGGCCGGCUCAGUUAAGCUCCCUGGGUCAUGAACCCCGGCCUGA